AUACUACAGCCGGCCAUGGUCUAUGAUAGAUUCUCUUGAGCUGUAAGGUUUUCGUUUUAGAUGUCGUUGCUGGCCGAUGACUUUCGUGACGCAGGAUCAUACGAUGCAAGUGCGCGCUCUGAUUGGACGAUUCACUAGUCGUACGAUCGCAUGUGCUGCGAAACGCACAUUCGUAUUCGCAUUUUGACAAGCGCAUCUGGCCGCUCCGAAAAGUGUUUGCAUGGGAUUUUUGCAAAUUUGCCUAUCGUAAAAUAGCGUGUCGUACUUUCGAUCGGCAUGCCAUGCUUGUGAACACGUAAACAAUUGUGCCUCGUCUCCUGCAUAAUAUUUUAGAAUCAGUGGCAAAAUGAACGACGACACCUGGGCCUCGGUCCAGGAGAGUGAUUUCUCUGACUUCACGAAUGAAAAUCUUUACCUCAACGAAAUGCCCAUCCUCCACGAUUUCAUUUCCAAGGAAUUGAUGGAAAAUGGGCACUCAAUGGAUCAAAUGCUGUCAGAAUUUGAUGGCUCUAUUGAUACCUUGGCUAUGGGUGGAAAUGAUUUAGAUUUUAACAGUUUUUUAAAAUCUGAUGACAUGAAAGACUCUCCUUACCUUCCAGUUCCUAAUUCAAAGCAAAUCAACCCUUCUUCUGUCAUGCUUGGUAAUCAAUUAUCUCAAAUUCCUUGCCAAAGUCCAAUGGAUCAUACUGUACCAAUACAACAAGGACAAGAACAAUUGCAUCCUCUCCAGUCACAAAUUUCACAAAUUCAACAGCAACCUUCUCCAAUGCAAACGCAACCUUCUCUGAUGCAAUCACAAUCACCUCUUAUGCAAUCGCAAUCAUCACUGAUGCAAUCUCAAUCUUCUCCAAUGCAAUCGCAACCAUCUCCAAUGCAAUCACAGCCCUCUCCAAUGCAAUCACAACCUUCUCCGAUACAAUCUCAACCUUCUCCGAUGCAAUUACAAGCAGGACCAAUCCAGUCACAGAAUUCUUCAAUUCAAUCACAAAGUACAGUUUUUGGGCAACAUUACACCAUUGCUCAAAAUGUUAAUUUUAAUGUUCCACCGGUUGUUGCAUUGGCACCAGUAUCUACACAAUCAAGGCAGUUACUACUGCCUGCAAAGUUAAUAAAGUCAGAGCCUGUUGUUUACUCUGGAGCUUCACAAAAUGUAAAUGGAAAGCAGGUUCAACACCAAAUUCAUACUUUAGUUAAUACUGGAAAUGGCACUGUACUUGCUACUGGAAUUCCUCUCGUUUUGGAUACAGAUAAGGUGCAGAUAAGCAGGAUUAAUACAAAUACAAGUUCUUCUCCUCCCAAAGUUAAAGAAGUUAAACGCAGUGCUCACAAUGCAAUAGAGCGUAGAUAUCGAACAUCGAUUAAUGACAAAAUAAUCGAACUUAAAAAUAUGGUAGUAGGAGUUGAUGCUAAGCUAAAUAAAUCAGCUAUUCUGAGGAAAACCAUUGAUUACAUAAGGUUUUUACAAAACUCCAAUGCAAAAUUGAAAGCAGAAAAUAUGUCAUUGAAAAUGUCUUCACGUCACAAUCUUCGUGAAUUACUUGCUUGUGGCGAACUAACUCCUCCACGGUCAGAUAUCAGUGAGCCAUCACUUUCUCCAGACCCUAAUCCGCUGUCUCCGCCAUCUCCUACAAUAUCUUCAGCGGUCAAAGAUGAGCCUGAAAUGAAGAUGCAUAGACUUCCUAAAAUUUUAUCUAAAGGAACAGGCAUUGGAGAUCAAGCUAGACUUACUUUGUGUGCGUUUUUGUUUGUGGUUUUGGCUUUUAAUCCAGUUGGAGUUGCCAUAAACAAGGCUCAUCACUUUGUCUACAGAGGUCAAAUACCUCAUUACGAUGGUGGAAGGUCAUUAACGUCGAUUGAAGAUCACAAUGAUAACAAAAUUUGGAGCAAUAUGAUAAUAUUAUUGACAAAUAUGUUCCUCUUCAUUUAUGGACUGUGUCGGAUACUUUUGCACAGUGAUCCGAUUCUCAUAGACGAGGGUAAGCCAACAAUCGAGUUACAUCGCUGGCGACGUCAGGCUGAAUUUAAUUUGUCCAAGGAUAACUUUGAGCAAGCAGAUCGUGAUUUAAAUCAAUGUUUAAAAUUCUUUUUACGUCAAUUGCCUCUUACCCGAAUGGAAGUACUUGGUGUUACUGUUUGGCAGCUAUUUCGUCAGAUGCUCAAUCGUAUCUACGUAACUCGCUUCAUUCUUUACUUUGACAGCAGAUUUGCACCGUCUAAUCGAAAGCAGGCCGAAGUAUCGGCUAUGGAAAUGGCUAUAAUUUAUCAACAUAUACUGUGCCUAAAACUCGUGCGGCGCAGCAAAGAAUCAACGAUGUAUCUCGCUCUCACGGCACUUAAUUAUGCCGAAGCUGCUGGUGAUACUAUGCCGAAGGCUUUGCUUGCAGAGAUUUAUGUAAAUGUUGCUUUGAGCUUUAAACAAUCUAUGUUUCCACUUGUCCACAAAUUCUACUUCAGCAAAGCUCGAACUUUAUUAACUACCUGCAUUGUACCUCAAAAACUUAAGUGGUUGAACGAUGAAGACGGCAUGAAAUUCAUCAUGAGUCAAAAGUUGACUUACGAGUUGAAAGGUGACAACGAUUUUACCCUGCAAAAUAGUAAAUCAGAACCACUUGCAUUUGCAGCUAGAGUGUACAGAGAACAUCUCAUAGCUCAAGGAUUAAAAUUGUUAGCUGGUACCGUCGGUUAUGCUCAUGCUUCCGGAUUAUUAGAUAUUUCAAACAAAAUCAUGACAGCUGCUCAAAUUGAUCUUUGCUAUGGUAGCUCUGAUAAAAUAGGAGUUAUCAAAGUGGAAGAUAAAGUUGGCUUGUGGUGGGGCGCUGUUAUGUGUGUAGCGGCAAACGUCCGUUUAGGAGAAGACGAUUCUGAAGCGUGGAAUAUUGUUGAAAACAAAUUCCCAUUUGAAAAAAGCUCUGUCAACAAUAAUCCUUUACCUUUUGCUGUAUUAAUACUCUUACAAUCUAUGAAAAAUCAAUUAAAGCCGUCAACUAAUCGUAUGGUGGAUCAAGCUAGUACUUUCCUUGAACAUUCGACUGUUUAUAAUGACUGCAAAGAACAAUCAUCUCAAAAUGUGUUGCUAACUCAGUUGUGGGUGUGCGAUUGGCUACUUGAAAUAAGAACUUCUUUAUGGGAGAAACAACAUAGUAGCAUGAAUCAAAAAGAAGUUAACUCUGCUCUUGUCGGCUUUCAACGAGACCUAGCAUGUAUGCGGAAGCUUUGUCAACACUUACCGUCUGUAUUACCUAGAGUAUUUCUUUACGAAGCAACAACCAGAAUUAUGGCCGGCGCAACUCCAGUAAAAACCCAAAUUCUUCUCGAUCGUAGUUUACAUCAUCGCAAUUCACGAUCCUCGAUUAUUUGCGGCAAAGACCGAUCUCACGAACACGGUGGUGGAGACCGUGAACACGCUGCUGCCUUAUGUUUGGCCUGCAGACAUUUACCAGUUUUGUUACUCGCUUCACCGGGUGAACGGGCUGGUAUGCUUACCGAGGCAGCCAAAACUUUAGAAAGACUAGGGGACCGUAAGCGUCUGCAAGAGUGUUACGAGCUCAUCAAACAACUCACACCUGCCAUCUCAUCUAAUUGAGAUGAUGGAUUACUUCAACUGCGAGCGAUUGAGGAUUAAAAAAGUGAGCUGAAACGAGUCCUUCAGAUUUUACCAGUAGUUUUACUUUUUGUUUUAAAUUAGUGAUAAUUCUGACUGAUUGUACAUAAGUUUAAAGUCUUUUAUAACUAUUUCAAAGAAUCAAUCGUAAGGGAAUCCUGUGUAACAAGUGAGUUUUUCGAACCCGUCUUUGAGAUUUAUAUAAAAAACAUUCUUAAAAGGUGUUAUGAUGUUCUUUUUUGAUUUCGUUUCUCAAGGUCAUCAUAUAACCUUUUAUAAAUAACUUGAUACAAAGUUUAGUUAACACGUUUGGAAAUUUUCCUAACUAUCCGCUUAUAUAUUUAUCAAACUUCACUUUAAGUUUCAAAUACAUAAGCUUACAAUACACGUUAGUACUAAGUCUUUCUAUAGCUUAUUUAUUUCUGGUGAUAUAAAUUUUUUAUUUUAUUUUACUAUAAAAAUGUUAUAUAUUUAACUAAAUUUUAAUAUU
Messenger RNA from Trichogramma pretiosum, 4091 nucleotides. RefSeq names its product sterol regulatory element-binding protein 1 (gene SREBP). Gene Ontology annotation, molecular function: DNA-binding transcription factor activity, RNA polymerase II-specific; RNA polymerase II cis-regulatory region sequence-specific DNA binding; protein dimerization activity. Bases 347 to 3583 code for a protein of 1078 amino acids. Gene Ontology annotation, cellular component: nucleus. The record is from RefSeq and is a predicted model, not a curated record. The transcript has 8 exons. Lineage: Eukaryota; Metazoa; Arthropoda; Insecta; Hymenoptera; Trichogrammatidae. Gene Ontology annotation, biological process: regulation of transcription by RNA polymerase II.